AUGAGGGCGCCAGCUGCCCUUGCGGGCUGGGCUUGCAUCACCUCCUGUCUGGCCUCCUGCGCGGCUGCCUUCUCCCACGGUGCCAGUGCAGGGGCCUGUGAGGACCUGCAGCCCAGACACAUCGGAGCCCAGCCCCAGCGCCGCGGCCCCCACCACAUUGCCAUCCACACUGGCAGGUCUUCUUACUCACCCGGAGACCAGAUUCCAGUGAUGGUGAGAAGCAGCCGCAAUUUCAUGGGCUUUCUGCUGCAGGCCCGGCGUGCGUCUGAGCGGCACACAGCUGGCACUUUUGUCUUCAUUCCUCCUCGUUCCAAACAGAUGAGUUGUCUCGAAGAGGCCGACACAGUCACCCACUCAGACAAGUCCCCGAAACGAAACCUCUCGUUCCUGUGGAAGGCCCCUGCCCUGCCUGUGGGGGACAUCAGGUUCCUAUUAUCAGUAGUCCAGUCGUAUUUCAUUUACUGGGCAAGGAUUGAAUCGGCUAUUGUAUUGCAAGAGACACACAGCAGCGCCUACCCCGGUGACCUCAGCAGCUCGGAGCCUGGGCCACGGGUGCUGGCCCCGGGGCGGCCGUGGAGCAACCGCGAGGAAACCGGCCCAGGAGCUGCUGAGAACAGCCUUGAUCUUGCUCCUCCCAGUCCUGUGCUUAUGACGCUGCCUGUGGACACCCAGACUCUGACCUCAGAUCCUAUGCACACAGAGAUGAUCACUAGCAGAAGCCAAGGGCCCCAUGGGGACAGCAACCCAGCCCUAGAACCAUCAAUGGAUGUCCAUAAGCUGCAGAGGCUUGCGGCUCUCAGGUGAAUCUGUUCUCUCCUUAGGACUCAGGGUGACCAAAACUUAAAUUCCUUGGAAACCUGCCUGUCUUUGGAUACAGAUGAACAGGACAGAAUGAUGGCCUCUAACAGGACCCUGAGGAGGCCUUCUCUGCUCACUCUCCAUCUUACCAAUCCCGAGCAUCUAUGGCCCUUUGAAGCAUUCAGUGGGCAUGGGGCUGAGGUAGCCGACCCAACUCCUGACUUCCACAUCUCUGGCAUUUCCAGGCCCACCAGCCGUGAAGAGGAACUAAGGCCUUCUGCUAGCUUCCUACCUGAGUCAAAGUACCAGGAGGCCAGCGUGACCAAGGGGACUGCAGGGGCUGACCUAGGACACCCUGACAAGACCAACCCAAGGCCCAAAGUUGGGCUAGAGAAAGAUAGUGCCCCUUUGGGGAUCCAGUUGAGAACUCCUAAGUUGGGGCUUCUGCUAAGCCUGGCAGCGACUCUGGUCACGGCCCUGGCUGCUGGCCUUUGCUACCUGUGCACUCAUUAUUGCCACAGACAGACAAAAGUGUCCUUCAGCGAGCCUGCUGCAGGUGCUUUUACCAGGAGCAAUAGUGAGGAGACUAUACAUGUCAGGAGAAUUAAGGGAAACAGUUUUAUCCUGGUUCAAGCAGAAUACAAUUGGCUCACCCCUUCUGUGGGUAGCAAGAAAACAGUCUUCUGA
Octodon degus (degu) is the source of this 1485-nucleotide messenger RNA. RefSeq lists its product as uncharacterized. Gene Ontology annotation, molecular function: oxidoreductase activity, acting on metal ions. The record is from RefSeq and is a predicted model, not a curated record. NCBI's taxonomy places the organism in Eukaryota, Metazoa, Chordata, Mammalia, Rodentia, Octodontidae.